GUUCGUUAUUAGCAUUUUCGGCGCCCUUGAAUUCGUCGAGGUUAUCACGCGUUUGCAACCAUGACCCAAGGUUUUGUUAGUGAUGUUCUUAGUGGAUCUAGCGGUAAAGCCAAGGAAGGUCAGUAUGAAGAUAAAGGAAAACCUGCUGCCAUCAGAUCAAGCAACAUAGUUGCCGCCAAAGCUGUCGCCGAUGCAAUUCGUACUAGCCUAGGACCCAAAGGAAUGGAUAAAAUGAUACAAGAGGCGAAAGGUGAUGUCACGAUCACUAAUGAUGGAGCCACGAUAUUGAAACAAAUGAAGCUUCUUCACCCUGCAGCCAAAAUGUUGGUAGAAUUAUCGAAAGCUCAAGAUAUCGAGGCAGGUGAUGGUACCACUUCCGUAGUUGUUCUAGCAGGAAGUCUUCUUGAUGCUUGCUCAAAACUGCUAGAUAAAGGUAUCCACCCAACCUCCAUCUCAGAUGCUUUCCAAAAAGCUGCAUUAAAGGCUUGUGAUAUCCUGGAGAGUAUGUCUAUCCCUGUAGAUCUGGGAAACCACGAGGAACUUAUCAAAGUGGCUACAACCUCACUUAAUUCCAAAAUCGUCUCACAACAUUCGGAUUGCUUGGCACCCAUAGCCGUAAAAUCUGUCUUGGAUGUUAUAGACCCAGCCUAUCCUAACUCCGUCUCUCUAGAUGAUAUUCGUGUCGUGAAAAAACUUGGAGGCACAGUCGAAGACACCAAGUUAGUCGACGGUCUUAUACUCACCCAACGUGCUGAAUCUGCUUGUGGCGUUAAAAGAGUAGAGAAAGCGAAAAUAGCUCUUAUUCAGUUUUGUAUCUCUCCUCCAAAAACAGAUAUGGAAAAUAAUGUCGUCAUCACAGAUUAUACUCAGAUGGAUAGAAUCAUGAAGGAAGAAAGACAAUACAUUCUCAACAUCAUCAAAGCUGUUAAAAAGGCUGGGUGUAAUGUCUUGUUGAUUCAGAAAAGCAUUUUGCGAGAUGCUGUAAAUGAAUUAGCUCUCCAUUACUUUAAUAAAAUGAAGAUUAUGGUUGUCAAGGAUAUCGAGCGAACAGAAGUAGAAUUUAUAUGCAAGACACUGCAUUGCAUACCAAUAGCAAGUCUAGACCAUUUCAAUCCAGAAUAUAUGGGAUCUGCCAAUUUGGUUGAAGAAUCAGAGGCAACCGCUCAUUGCGUUCACAUCACAGGUAUUGAGAACAGGGGAAGGACAAUAUCAAUCUUGGUCCGGGGUUCCAAUAAACUUAUGUUGGACGAAGCUGAACGUUCAUUGCAUGAUGCACUUUGUGUUAUUCGAUGUUUAGUAAAAAAGAGAGCUAUGAUCUCAGGUGGUGGUGCACCAGAAAUCGAAAUUGCCCAGAAGUUAGCUGCAUUCGCUAACACUACACCUGGUCUUGAUCAAUAUUGUUUUCGUGCCUUCGCUGAUGCAUUCGAAGUUAUUCCGUACACAUUAGCAGAAAAUGCUGGUUUGAGUCCUGUACAAACUGUCACUGAACUACGAGCUUUACAUGCUAAAGGGGAGAAAAAUGCUGGGAUCAAUGUUCGAACGGGCGCUGUCGUGGAUAUUUUGGCACAAAAUGUGAUUCAACCAAUGCUGGUCAGUUACAGCGCUGUUACUUUAGCUACAGAGACUGUACGUAGCAUCCUCAAGAUAGAUGAUGUGAUCAAUGCAAUCAGGAAUUAAGCAAUUUCGUAUGGCUCUGAUACUAAAUAUGUGGAACUUGUUGUUUUCAUGAAAUAUAAUGUUUUAUCGAAUUCAAUAGUUAUCUUCAUAUUCAGUCCAAACAUUCAUGUGUUACUCACAUGCCUUAACAUAUUUCUAGUGAAGUUGACUAGAUAUGCAGUAUUGUAAUUAUACAGGUGUUUAGUUUCAACUUUAAAAGUCCUUUUCCCAUCUCAAUUUAAUAGCCACAUAAUCACGAUUAUAAAAAUGUAAUCUCAAAUCUAAUCUACAAAUCAUCUUAAUGUAAAAUGAUCAUUGACCACUACUUGACAAAAACGGUAUGGUUGCAAUCAAUCAUUUUUUAUCAGUUCAUGUUCAUUUCAUUAACCAGAUCCACAUCAUUCAAAAGCUUUUUCACAAGUAACAAUUACUCACUAAUAAAGCCAGUUAUAAAUCAAUUGAAUGAGACUGAGUAUUAUUUGCGUUUUAAUAUUCACUUUCAGAUAAACGGUUAUGUAUUCUAUAACCACUAGAGUUAUUAUCAUCGAUGUAUCUAAUUACGUCCUAUAUUUUAAAAAACACCCACCCAUGUUUCAAGCCAAACUAAAUAGCCCCAAAUACUCGUAGCAAACUAAACAGCUUCCUAACUAACGUAUAAUUCAAUUACCAAUGAUACCCAUAAAACUUAUAUAAUUUCCUAUAGUAGUACCAAAUCUAAAGUAUAUUUUGAUUAAUACAAAAGUUGCUUUUACAGUUGACCUAGCCAAAGUUAUCCAAGAGUAUAUUUUAUUAUAGAAAGAAGUUGAGAUUUUGCAAUGAAAUUCCUGUUUUCAGUGGCACGUAAAUAUACUAAGACGUUUCUAUGGUUUGCUUCCUGUCUAUUCACAGUAUUCUGUCACGUAAACACUAAAAUACCGUAUGUAGUGAAAGUAGCGAAUCCUUUUCAUAAUGACUACACCAUAAGAACUUAUUGACCAAUAUUUUAGACUACAUUUUAGCAAUUAUUAAACUACAAAACUUUUAGUCUUACAGAUUUUAGUUCAAAAUAAAACGAAAGAACAACUUUCACCUGUUAAAUAUAAUAAAUUAAGUAGUUGGGAUGCCUAUAGUGUUUUGUGUAAACAAACUUAUCCGGUAUUUAGAGUAAUGAUAUUGUGUGCAGCCAUAAAUUCCCGAAUAUCAGUAGAUGUGAAUUAUAUGUUUACGUUGGAACUAAGUACUUGUUUUUGAAUUACAUUAGUUUGUAGUAGCCCCAUCGCAUCCGACUUCGGAAAUACCUUUAAAUUUCUACAGUUGUGUAUUCCAAUUUUUGUUUGUAUUUCCUUCGAUUUCUUGAAAACACAUUAACUCUGAAAGUUGUACUUUCGCGCCGAAUUGAAGUCUGAUUUGCUACUGAAGUCAGCUUAAAAUGAAUUCAUUUGAUAACUUGUAUGUUUAAUCAUUUAAUUGUAUGUUGACGUUACCGGCCUAAUAAGAUACGAGAUCUGCUGAAAGCGUUUAUUACUGGAGUCAGAUCAAUAACGGAAAGAAAAUACUAAAAAUUUAUCAUAUACUGAAAGCACUACAUAUAACCGAAAUUAGCUAGUUUACUUUUUUUACUUAGUACUCAAGUAUCAAACCAUCCCUUUCGGAUGAUUCCACCAGUGAGUUUUUUUCGUAUUAUCUUAGUAUUCCUGUCGACCCCUGGCCACGUGAUUGGUUGGCCUUUUUCUUAUAGGUUGAUAAAUAUGAUCCAUAACAAUACAUCUGCUGAUUGCAAAUAGUUGAUAACGACCAUUCACUUGAAAUGUUACGAGAACAGGCUUCUGAAAUUUGUGGACUAAAUGAGCAGUUCACUUCUACGUGAAGUGGGUGUUGUUGUUCACAAGGACAAUGAAAGUUCAGUUAAACCACCCAAAUUAGAAAACAUAACUAUACUAAUAACAUCGUAGCUACUUUACCUUAGCAGCUUCCCCCUUAGAACACCAUUUCCUAACUCAAACUGCUGAGAGUAACGUCCCCUAUUCGUACCUGAGAUGGACUCGAUUUUCAAAGCAUAGUGUCCAUGGCUACAGUUCACAGGACAUCUGGAUCAUACAUACAUAACCCAGUUCUGCUUCUGACAAUCGAUGACACAAAACUUUACCGUCAGCUUUUAUUUCAGUACGAAAAUGUGGGUUAGUAAGAGCCAAUAUAUAGUAUCUAAGUAGGAUUUCAAUGGCAGUUGACUUACAUGUGGUAGUAACAUAAAGGGCUAACUCAUUUAAAAUGUUCCAGUCUGGUAAGAUUCAUAGUUCGUCCGGUGCGUAUAUUUUCUACUAACACCAUCCCAUAUGAUAAAGAAGUGGAGAGAGUAGAGUGAUUAUAUAACGCCUUGUUAAUUCCGGACAAACAAUCAUUUACAGCAAAAAUUCACUUGGUAUUAUUUACUUGAUUCUUCCCAUUGAUGUUUAGCACUGCAAUUGAUCAGUCUCUUAUUGGCAUAUGUGCUUAUUGCCUUAAUUCACAAGCAUUAUAAUCAAAGAUGGAUAGUGGCUAGCAGUGGAGUCCAGGACCCGCGUCUCAUCCUAUUUGUGACUUAUCAGCUGGAUAUACUUGCAUCUCAGAGUUGAUGUUCACUCUAGGACUUGAGCCCUGUACCAUUCGCUUUAAACACCAUCGCGUUUAAACUUCACUAAAUUGCACAAGCAAGUGGCUAUCAGGACUCUGUAGCUAAGUGGAUAACGCAAUAGCAUUUACAGCGAGCUAUACUGGGCUGAAGUCCCAGAAUGAACACCAACUCUGAGAUGCAAGUACAUCCGGCCGACGAGUCCCAAAUAGGACGAAAUGCAUGUCCUGGAUUCCACUACCCAUCUCUAUUUAUAACCAUUUGUAGUCCAUUGUUGAAGUCUUCAGUGUGCAUAUAGAGAAACUGGGACCAUGUACACAAAAGAAAUUCUUUCAACCUCUUAUCCUUCAUGAUCUCAACGUAGAAUCCCUUCAUCACUUCGUUUCUCCAGUACCCUUUUUUUCGUCCCGUGAAGCAGUUACCUGCCGAGGGCAAUUGAAGAUGGUUGUGCAAUAUCACGAACUGGAGUUAGACAUGUAAACCAUUAGAUCAUAGCUCAGUGCCCUCAAAGUUAAGCGUGAGUGCACCCUCCUUAGGUGUUACAUCCUAAAAUAAAAUAGCUAAUUAGUUCUUGGGUUGUUGUUUAAGAUCAUUCCUUAGUGGAAAGUAUAUAAUUCAACAAUGUUCACAAGCCCCUACAUUAUCUAACUGUUUAUUGAUUCACAUAUCUAAUGAACUCUGAUGAAAUAAAGAAAUUGUUAGAGCUUAGAAAUCACUAAAACUGGUUACUUAUAUUUCAUCAUAUUUUCAACUCAAGUACACUGCAGGAGCUUCAUCUCUGCACACUUCUGUGGCGGUUCAAUACAACUUUGAUUAUAAACUGAAGGCAACUAGAGAACUAAUAAUAUCACCUAUGAGAAAAAUGUGGUGCCAUGUAAGGAUAAUUACUUAUCAGUAUCACUAGAAUGUAUUUACACUAAAUCGAGAGUUGAACAGACUUGAAAGUAACUACUACCUGAUAGUUUAGUAAUCCAACAGUACUAGGUUCGUGAGAUCAAAAUCUUUAGUCUUAUGAUUAAGAAUAUCAAUCCCAAAUAUCUAGUCACUACUCUUGGCAGAUUUCACGUUGAACAAGUUGGUGUUUAAUAUUACUCGGUACGCUGAUAGAUAGAGUGCUGAUGUUUUGUGUCAACGAGUUGAUACGUGUAUAUUUCUCGGCAUAUUUUACUAUUUAUCUAUAAUACAGAGUCAACUUAGAACAAUUCCCUCCAAUAACAUCUCCAGUUAUUGCAUGAAUCCUUGUUCUUUAAGUCACAAUGAGCAAACAGAUGUUAACACAAUUAUUUCUAAACUCGCUAAGGUUUAUCAUAAACUGACAACCACUCGGGCUCAAUGAACUUAUUUGGAAUCAACAAAAUUGUCGUAUACGAAAACCAUUUUGAUGUCAUACAUAUGACGUACCUAUACCAUUGAGCUGUGCUUCAAGAUGGCAUCAAUUUUGAACCAUGGUUCGAACACACGUUGGUAGGUUUAACAAUACUUCUUUGAUGGUACCACCGAAUGCAAACAUUUCUUCUAGGAUAAGAACGUUCAGUUGCGAAAAGUCACUGAAUAUCCACUAUUCAGGCAAACUAUGUGUAACAAAUGUAGAGCUAAGCCCGUUGUACUAAAGCGUUUUAAACUUGAUUUUCUGCUACCUGCAAAAUCUCUGGCUUCUACUACGCGUGACUGAUCUCUUCAAGAAAGUCAGCUAAAAUUUACAAAUUCCCUGACACCCAAGUCCUCAGACUAUUUGUUGUUAGGCCUGACUUCAGGUACAGGCUCUUACCGUCACUACAUUACGACGUACAUCAAAAAUCCAUAAAGUUCCGACUUGUCCUCUUUAUAUUCCAACCUCCUCAUAGGUAAUAACUUCCGAAUAGCAACCCUCAAUGAGAUAUCUGAUUACUGAAUAUCGCUUAGGGCAGUUAAUUUUAUAAAUAAGUAAUACAUUCUGGAAAUAAUUACAGAACACAAACUGAUUUACAUGCAUGAUCAGACUGAUAAAUAUGCCAAUAUUACAUGUAGAGAAUAAAUAUAGAAGCGACCAUUUAGUGAGUUACAACCUAUUAAACGUGUGAAGACGACUUUUUAAUAAAGAUGAACUGUUCAGUAAAACAAAAAUCUCUGGAAGUAAAAUAGGGUAUGGACAGUGAUGAUUUAACAUAUGCUUAAUCAAAAUAACGUGUAGUUUCUGAGCUAGUGUUCAUUGGUUGGGGUGUUUGAUCGUGAUACGACUCACAUACUCAGAUCAAAGGUAAUGGUUGUUAUAUCAGAACGAAAAUUGAAGGAAUGGUAAUUUCCAGAAUUAGUUGUAGAGGCUAGCGGCUGACUUCUGGACUCAAGGGCAGGGCAGAGGAAAGCUAGAUAGUUGUGAACCAAUCGUGACUUAGAUGUUGACCCAAGGUUACUGGUGCUGAUUGGGCGUGCAACUGAUUAAACCAAGGAGUAAAUGGUGGAUGCGAAAUAGCCCAAAUUAGAAUCAGAAUUCCGACUAGUGCUUUGUCAAGUAAUUUUGUUCAGCUGUCACAAGGCAAUAUUAGCUUUCUCAGGCGAACGCUUCUCUUAUUGAUAGCCUAAGAGAUUCAUUCAUAAGAUAGUGAUAUUUAUAAUACCUAGUAAGCAAAGUAUGUUUGUACGUCAUCCCUCUAUCUAAGACCCUGAAUCCUACAGUGAGCAGUGGUUUAUGGUCAGGGUUUUUAGUGUAUCAGUGAGAAUAAGCAGACUUUCUUGUUUAGUUACUUGAGUACCGUAAGAAAUGAGAGCAGUUUUAUUAAUAUAGUCCGAGUAUUGAUUUGUUCACCUGUACUGUCCACCAAUGUCUUUCGCCUAGCCAGUGACAUUCCAAAUGUGAGAUAGCAGCUGAGAGUAACACUAAAUGACCAUCAACCCAAAACGCAGUUUUCCACGCUCACUCUCCUGAUAGCCAGAAUAAAGAACUGCUAAACAAGCGGAUAGCUUCUAAUUAUACAGUCCGAAUUGAAGGAUCACUCAUACAACUAUAUAAAGCAAAAUCCUGGCCACAAAUCAAUAUGGCCAUAAGCGGGAGAGGACUGAUUGAUAGGGAAAGAUAAUACACAACAAUUAUUUUUGUGUCAAACAAAAUACCUUAAAGUUAAUACUGCAAAGUGUUGCCAUUCAAUAUUACUUCGAAAUGCUUAAUGGUAUAGACACUGCUGAUGCGUCUUCCGUUCGCUAAUGUAUAACCAAGAGUCAAUUAAGGUUUUUUUAACAAAACGCUUCAUUUAAUUCUCAAAACAACUAGACUCUUGUAACAACAAUUUAAAAUAAGUCAGUGGUGAGCUAGUUGACAAGCAAACAAACAUAUUUACACUCUUUAAGUAUCAUUCUAAAUGUUCAAUUCUACAGGAAAUAAAGCUACUUACUACUCAAGGUUCAUAAAUAAUUGAUUCUAAAUCAAAGUAUUUUGAGAGGGAGAGUACAGCUUAUCCAGUUCUUAUUAUUACUAAAAUAAUUCACCUAUACAUAUCUAUCAGGCUUAAAGUUGUCAUUCUAGAUUAUUCUCCGUUAUAAAAUAAAAUUAAUCCAUCGUCAUAAUCCCUCUUAAUUUGAUGCCAUGUAUAAUAAUAUUUUUGAAUAUAAACUCACUGCAUGAAUUAUUUUUUCCCAAUCCAUCUGGUUUCAUCAAUACAAUAUUGAAUGUAUCUUUUAUAAAUCACCAAUAGAUUAGGUCACAAUGGCUAGACACUAAAUAAUUUAGUAUAAAGUUCAUUACACUUACACUUUGAAUAAAUACAAAUGGAAUCUUUAAAUUCUUUGUCUAUCUAUCCAAACAAAAACUCUUCCUCAUCAAAAUAUCCUAAUUAAAUUUAGAUAUUUAAUGAUAAUUUAUAAGAAUAUAAUAAAUCCUA
Molecule: messenger RNA, 8094 nt
Organism: Schistosoma haematobium
Lineage: Eukaryota; Metazoa; Platyhelminthes; Trematoda; Strigeidida; Schistosomatidae
Gene: CCT4
Product: T-complex protein 1 subunit delta
Exons: 10
Coding region: 61-1677 (538 amino acids)
Biological process (GO): protein folding
Cellular component (GO): chaperonin-containing T-complex
Molecular function (GO): ATP-dependent protein folding chaperone; ATP binding; ATP hydrolysis activity
Source: RefSeq, a predicted model, not a curated record